GGCGCCCAGGCCGUGAGGCGGCGGCAGCGGCAGCAGCCAUGUCGGGCCGGGGCGUGUGGCUGCGGGCGCGGGCGCGGCUGCGGCGCUUCCCGGUGCUGCUGUCGGGCUGCGGGGAGCAGGCAGCCGCCUACGGGCGGUGCGUGGCGGCGGCGGCGGCGGGGGAGCUGCGGCGGGACACGUGUCUGGAGGAGUUCCGGGCGCUGCGGGAUUGCUUCGCGCGGGCGGCGAAGGCGACGCCGAAGUGAGGCGGUGCCGGCCCCGGCGCCCCCCGCCCGCGCACCGGACACAAACCCGGCCCGGUUCGUCCGGCACCGGAGCUGCUGGAGGGGACCGAGAUCCGCCCCGACCCGGGCGGGGGCAGCCGCUGCUGCUGCUUCCCGGAGCCCCUUGGGCCUCUCCCCGGUCUCCAUCCCGUGAUCCAGCCCCGUUCCCGGCUCCGGGUGAGCUCCUGCUUCACUCAACAUCGAG
Messenger RNA from Neopsephotus bourkii (Bourke's parrot), 468 nucleotides. RefSeq names its product NADH:ubiquinone oxidoreductase complex assembly factor 8 (gene NDUFAF8). NCBI's taxonomy places the organism in Eukaryota, Metazoa, Chordata, Aves, Psittaciformes, Psittacidae. The transcript has 3 exons. Gene Ontology annotation, cellular component: mitochondrion. The coding region runs from base 39 to 245 and encodes 68 amino acids. The record is from RefSeq and is a predicted model, not a curated record. Gene Ontology annotation, biological process: mitochondrial respiratory chain complex I assembly.